AAGACUAAGAUCGAAGGCAUCGAACUCGACAUUCUGUUCGCCAGACUCGCGCUGAAGAACAUUCCUCAGGAUCAGGACCUGCGCGACGGGUCUCUGCUCAAGAAUCUGGACGAGAAGAGCGUGCGGUCGUUGAACGGGUCGCGCGUGACGGACGACAUUCUGCUUCUGGUGCCGAAUCACGAGUCCUUUCGUCUGGCGUUAAGAGCCGUCAAAUUGUGGGCCAAAAGACGCGGAAUCUAUUCCAACGCUUUGGGAUAUUUGGGGGGCGUGUCGUGGGCAAUGCUGGUCGCGCGCACGUGUCAACUGUAUCCGCGCGCAUCGGCGGCCACUUUGCUGCAGAAGUUCUUUCUGGUGUUCCGUCAGUGGCCGUGGCCUAAGCCGGUGCUCCUGCGCCACAACAGCGACGACAACCCGAGUCUGGGGUUCCCGGUGUGGGACCCGCGCACUAAUGUGGCCGACAGAUACCACUUGAUGCCAAUCAUCACGCCU
This is a messenger RNA of Medioppia subpectinata, 489 nucleotides long. The record is from the annotation of a GenBank genome assembly. Lineage: Eukaryota; Metazoa; Arthropoda; Arachnida; Sarcoptiformes; Oppiidae.